Messenger RNA from Lathyrus oleraceus (garden pea), 934 nucleotides. RefSeq names its product lysine-rich arabinogalactan protein 18. Gene Ontology annotation, cellular component: plasma membrane. The record is from RefSeq and is a predicted model, not a curated record. The transcript has 2 exons. Lineage: Eukaryota; Viridiplantae; Streptophyta; Magnoliopsida; Fabales; Fabaceae. Bases 49 to 753 code for a protein of 234 amino acids.
UAUAAAUCUCUCUCCCACAUUUCACAAAUUUCAUACACACAACAAAAAAUGGAUCGCAAAAACGUUCUCUCUAUCGCAUUGAUCUGCAUUGUCCUCGCCGGCGUCGGAGGUCAAUCUCCCUCCUCCGCUCCGACUACAUCUCCAAAAACAGUCGCCACUCCCUCCGUUUCUCCCGUCGCACCCGUCGCAGCACCUUCCAAACCUAAAUCACCAGCUCCGGUUGCUUCUCCAAAAGCAUCAGCAUCCACGCCAGCUUCAUCUCCCGUUGCUGUAACCGUCACUCCGGCUAAAUCUCCGGCUGCUCCAGUUCCGGUGGCUAAAUCUCCAGCAUCAACACCUCCGGCAGUCGCUCCAGUCAGUGCACCACCACCGACACCAGUUCCAGUAUCUUCACCACCGACACCAGUUCCAGUAUCUUCACCACCAGCACCUGUUCCAGUAAGCUCUCCACCUACUCCCGCACCGACAACCGCCACACCUGCCGUAACACCGACAGCUGAAGUUCCCGCUCAAGCUCCAACUAAACCAAAGAAAAAGGGAAAGAAAGGUAAGAAACACAGCGCGCCAGCACCUUCACCGUCAUUGCUAGGUCCUCCCGCACCUCCGGCUGGUGCUCCGGGACCUGCUCUCGAUGCAUCGUCUCCCGGUCCAGCCUCCGCUGCUGAUGAGAGUGGAGCAGAGAGCAUGAGGUGCUUGCAGAAGGUUAUGGGAAGCUUGGCAUUGGGCUUGGCUGCCAUUGUUUUAAUGUUCUAGAGAAGAGGCUUCAUUGCUCUUGUGUUUUUACACUGUUACUAUUACUAGUACAUUCAUUCAUGUAUCAUUUAUUUUCUUUUUUAGCUCUUUCACGGGCUAACAUUAAAUUUAUUUGCUAUUGUUUUUUUUUUCAUUUCAAACUCUUUUAUUCUAUUAUUAUAUUGAUAUGAUGUUUUUGCCA